Messenger RNA from Myotis lucifugus (little brown bat), 588 nucleotides. RefSeq names its product protein FAM118B-like. NCBI's taxonomy places the organism in Eukaryota, Metazoa, Chordata, Mammalia, Chiroptera, Vespertilionidae. The annotation marks the transcript as partial. The transcript is spliced from 4 exons. The record is from RefSeq and is a predicted model, not a curated record.
UUUCUACUGUGAAAAUAUUUGCGUACUAGUAAUGUUCGAUCCACGUUUUUUAAGGACUGUUUAUAUGAAGUAUUCGAUGACUUGGAGUCAAAGAUUGAAGACUCUGGAAAACAACUACUUCAGUCAGUUCUCCACCUGAUGGAGAAUGGGGCCCUGGUAUUGACUACAAAUUUCGACAACCUCCUGGAACUGUACGCAGCAGACCAGGGCAAACAGCUUGAAUCCCUUGACCUCACUGAUGAAAAAAAGGUCCUAGAGUGGGCUCAGGAGAAGCGGAAGCUGAGCGUGCUCCACAUCCAUGGGGUCUACACCAACCCUAGUGGCAUUGUCCUUCAUCCCGCUGGGUACCAGAACGUGCUCAGGAACACUGAAGUUAUGACGGUGGACGACACCACUUUCCAAGCCCUUUUUCUGGAGGCUGUCAAGCAUAAAUCUGACUUAGAACAUUUCAUGCUGGUUCGGAAAGGAGAUAUAGACGAGUUCAUGAAGCUUCGAGAAAACAUGCUGGACAAAGGGAUCAAGGUCAUCUCCUAUGGAAAUGACUAUGCUGAUCUUCCAGAGUACUUCAAGCGGCUGACCUGUGAGAUA